UCAGCCAGCCCGGAAGUGUUGCCAUGGCGGCGCUGAGCGGCCUGGUGUCUUCGCUGGAGUCCUAUAGAGGCCGGGACCGCUUGAUUAGGACUUUGAGCUAUGGCUGUCAGCUGAUUGGUGGAUUUCUGACCGAGCAGUCUUCUGUCAAGUCUGAAGUAGGAAAGAGGCUUCUGGGGAUAUCUGCACAGCUCAACCACUGCAGGACCGUCUUGCGGUUGUUUGAUGACCUGGCCAUGCUUGCAUACAGCAGGCAGUAUGGGCUGGGUGCUAAGGAGGAAGAUGCUAUCAUCCGCUGGCUGUCUGUCAUCAGUAACUUUGCUGAUCAGCUCUAUUACCCUUGUGAGCACGUUGCCUGGGCUGCUGAUGCUAAGAUUAUUCACAUCAACUCUACAAAGUGGUGGAUACUAAGCACAGCCCUUUGGGGCCUUUCACUUCUCCUAGGAACUCUACGAUCCCUGAAAAUUAUACUGAAUCUGAGAAGAAAAUUGAGAAAUCCUGAAGGAAAAUCUAGUAAAUCUUUUAGAAGAGAAAAGAAAAUGAUUGCAAUUCAGGUGAAGUCGGAAAUAUUAACCCUUCUUAGCAAUUUGGCUGAUCUAGCCAAUGCCAUCCAUUGGCUGCCUCCAGGAUUCCUCUGGGCAGGACGAUUUCCUCCAUGGCUGGUGGGUCUCAUGGGCACUGUGUCUUCUCUCAUCAGUAUGUACCAAGCAUCUGGGCUUCACUCUGAAAAGUCUGAUGACUCUUGACAUCGAUGAUUGGUUUGAGAAACACUCAAAUGAGACUGAAAAUUCUUGGCAUCAGAGGCUGUUGGGAUCAAAGCUGGGCUUUUAAUUGCUCAAAAUAAUAAGAUGACUGGGAAACUUAAGAAAGAGAUCCAAAAAUUGCUACUCCUGAUCUGGGUUGGAUUAAUUUAAAGGAGUAAGACCCAAUGGAGGCAUAGAGCUGAGGGCUUCUUCAAAUAGGACAAAGAGAAAUGUCUUUUGGCCUCUAGUUAUGCAAAACUUCAGCACUGUCAUAGUGGAUUCAAAGGGAUUGUUCUGGCACUGCCACCUAUGGAAAGAACCUUGCUUUUCCAUAGUCCAAAGAGAGGUAAAGGAACCUGGCUGAGCAGGCUCUGGCAGCCUCAGCUCUCUAGUUGUCCCUUCCCCUCAAAUCACAAAAUAGCAGGCUUUUUAUGGGUGAGGAAUUGUGGAAUUGCUAGUAUUUGUGAGCAAAGGCUAGGACUGUCUAGGACUUGAUCUACAGAGAGAGAACCAAAACCACCUUCCUCAGAUCUGUUUAAGUUUGGUGGGGAAGAGCUUGGUGAAGGUUGGGCUAUUCUGCAGGCUAUGGGCUUCUCAGGGACCAGCCAACAUUAGUAACUAAUUGGCUCCUUUCACCUCACCUUCCAUCUGUUUUUAAAUAAUAGCAUGUUAGGAAGGAGGAUUUCUUUUAGCUUGGCUGACAGAAAGUCUCUUCUCACUUUUUUUGUUAGACAACAGGAAAUGUUUCUUUUGCUGACAUUUGAAAAGCUGAGAGAUGUAGCAGAAAGAAUGCUGGGCCUGGGAGCCAGGAGCCUUGGGUUCCUAUGAGGGCUUGGUCAAUUCCUCAAGCCUCUCCGGGCCCAUUUCCUAGCCUAUAAUAAUAUUUGCUCUGCCUUCUUCCACAGAUAGAACAAAGAUCAAAUGAGAUAUCUAAAACACCACACAAUCAUGAGGCAAUAUUAUCCUUGGAGUCUAAAAGCAAAUCAACUAGAUUUUGUUUUUGAAAAUAAGUUUUAAAAAUAUUAUGUGCAAAUGAGAAAUGAAAGUUUGCUCGGAUAAUCAGGAAUCAUCUGAUAUGUAUCUAAUAAUAAAAUGGAAGGUAGAAGAUCAAGAUUUGGCUGGCCUCCUCCUGUGGUCUGCUGUUGCUACUGUUUACACACAAAGAUGCUGAUCCAUCAUCCACAGCACACACAUGCAACAAGCAAUUUCUUAAUUCUCUUCAAUAAUUUUUAAGUGCCACCCAUGAGCUCAAGGAUUCAAAGGCAAAAAUGAAAACACCUUCCCCUAUAUGUGACUGGAGCUGGAGUAGAGAGCAAGAUAAAUAAGACAAAAAGUGUAAACUACUGAAGGCAUGUACAUUUUGCAGGGGAGGGAAAACACAAUAAACCUAAUUCUACUGACAGUGUAAUACACGUCCAAGAACAGGACCAAUUGAGCUGAAGUCAGGUGAGGGUUAGAAAAGCACUGACUGGAAGGAUUAAGGAAGGCAUCAUAGAGGAGAUUGUGCCUGGGAUAGGCCUUGAAGAAUGGAUAAAAUGGCAAGAGAGAGAAAUGGAAGAUCAUGGCAUUUGGGCCUAGAGGAUCUCUAGGUCGAAGCUCUGCCACUUAUAGUUAUGUGACUUACUAACCAUCAGUCCUCAUUGCUUGAGAGAAUCAUACUUACAGUUGCCUAUCUCAUGAUUUAUCCAAUUUAAUUAGCAAUUAAGUGCCUAGUGUGUGCCAAACAUUGUGCCAAGUGCUAAAGAUACAAAGAAAGGCAAAAAACAGUCUCUGCUUCUAAAAAGCUCAUUCUGAGGUGAAGACAAUGAGUACAUAAUUAGGCACCUGCAGGGUACAUGGAAGGUCAUCUGAAAGGGGAAGACACCAGCGGCUGGGAAGGGAUUGGAGGGGAGAAAAGAGACACCAGGAAAAGCUGCCUGCAGAAGGUAGCAAAGCUUUGAGCUAAGUCAGGACAGCAAUGCAGGAAAACUAAAGAAAUGAGGGGUCAGAGCAUUCCAGAAAUGGGAUCGUAGCCUGUGCAAAAGCACAUAGAAGACAAGCAUUCACUGAGAGCGUACUAAGUGCCAGGGAUAAAAAGGAAGGCAAAAAGGUGGUCCCUGUUCUCAAGAAGCUCACAAGUCUGAAAGGGGAGACAAUAUACCACCAACCAUGGACAUACAUGAUACACACGGUUUAUGGAUGGCCCGUGUCUCUGGAUUGUAGGGAAUGGAGAUGGGGGAAAGAGGAAGAAGACUGAAAAGAUGUAAGGGGAAGCUUAGUGAUUCAGUAGAUAGACCACAGCCCAGGAGUCAGAAGGAUCUGAGCUCAAAUCUAGUCUCUGACACUAGCUGUGUAACCC
Molecule: messenger RNA, 3078 nt
Organism: Sarcophilus harrisii (Tasmanian devil)
Lineage: Eukaryota; Metazoa; Chordata; Mammalia; Dasyuromorphia; Dasyuridae
Gene: PEX11G
Product: peroxisomal biogenesis factor 11 gamma
Exons: 5
Coding region: 24-743 (239 amino acids)
Biological process (GO): peroxisome fission
Cellular component (GO): peroxisomal membrane
Source: RefSeq, a predicted model, not a curated record